Molecule: messenger RNA, 738 nt
Organism: Penicillium angulare
Lineage: Eukaryota; Fungi; Ascomycota; Eurotiomycetes; Eurotiales; Aspergillaceae
Exons: 1
Coding region: 1-738 (245 amino acids)
Source: RefSeq, a predicted model, not a curated record
AUGAGUUCAUCCGCCCCUGCUCCAACACCGGAGAUCGAACCCCGCUUCACCCAGUUAUUCACAGAGCUUGAAUCCCGCUUCAAAGCUACCAGCCUUGGCAGUGAUAAGUGGUAUAUCCUCGCCACCUCUACAUUAGCAGCGAGUCCAGAUCCCGAGCGCGCCGACCAGCUCUAUCUGCAUCUCAUCUCGCAACCGGAGUACUCAACCUCACCAUCCCGACAAGCAUUAGUGCGACGUCUCCGCGAGGCUCUUAUCAAAUCAGUCCCCAUUGUUGGGGUAUGUAAGCCCAUUGAGGCCAUUCUUUCCAUUGGCAAAAUUGAACGCGACGAGGACAAGGAUUACACCUUUACGCGUGAGAACUGGCAAUGUGACCAGGCAAACCAUGACCGUGGCUCGGAAUGGAUGCAGAAGCUGUAUUCUCGCAAUACCGGUGGUACUUUGAACCUGUUUGCUGCGCAUCAGGACUUUAGGUGGUUAUCCGAGGAAAUUACAUAUGGGCUGUACCUGUCGGAUCGUCAGAUCUUGGAUGAUGUGGACACACAGCUUGUUGUUUUGCCUGGGAUUAUGAGUCAAAACUUGCCCAAUGAGACUCAUUGGCAUAUCCGGGGGACGAGACGAUUGGGUCUGCCCAAGGAGGAAGUUCAGAUCAUCUGGGACUGUGUGCAGCUUGUGGCGCAGUUCUUUGAUGUAAAGCUGAACAAGGUGCCUACCGUUGAGGCUGUGGAAUAUGACGUUUGA